GGGAGAACAGUUCAUUGCCACCCCCAAGCCGGAAGCGUCUUUCUUGUGACAAAUCAUUAGAAGCUGACAAAGGGUCCCCUUAGUGCAAUUCUCAGCCCAGGUAUAGCACCCUUAAGCAAUCAUGAUGAAGUGAGGAGGUGUUCCCUAGUACACUCGACCCACUCACCCUGCCAUUCAACUUUUAUCACUCAUUAGGGCUGGAGGCUGCAAUGAGUCUGUCCCUAAACCGCACGGAGAAUGGGGUCGUUUGAUUUUUUUUCUUUAUUCCAUCUCCUAACUCAAGAAACAAAUCUCGGAUCGUGUUUGGCGUCACCGGGGUAAUGACAAAUCCGGGCUCACUGAUGAACGAGGAAAACUUUGCAAGAUGGCCAGUCUGAAAAGCUGAUGACAGACGAGUGCCUACAAAACAGAAUACGGACUACAACUCCCAGCAGGCUCUGCGCGCUGACGGCAAAUCCCUCCGCUUCAAUUUGUCCGGGUGCCUAGGUCCACCGCUGCUCGCCAAGGGCCAAGUCCAAACUUUCUUUCAGGGUCCGAGACCUACCUCUUAGUAGCAUUUCCAGAGAGGGACGACCCAGAGCUCCAGGGAAGAUACGGACUUUUUUUGAGGAGAAACGCGGAGGCAGACGGUGGCUUCGGAGUCGCCCUACAACCGAAGAUUUUCGCGGGCUUUGGCGCGGGGGGUUGUGGGUAGCGCGCUCUGUGGGGAGAAAGAAGCCGGGGUGCAGAGACCGCGCCGCCCGAGGGGGAUGUUCGAGGACGAGCCUCACGCCGACGGCGCGGCGGUAAUCGCCGCGGCCGGGGAGGCGCUGCAGGCCCUGUGCCAGGAGUUGAACCUGGAUGAGGGGAGCGCGGCCGAAGCCCUGGACGACUUCACCGCCAUCCGGGGCAACUACAGCCUAGAGGGAGAAGUUAUGCACUGGUUGGCAUGUUCAUUAUAUGUUGCAUGCCGCAAAAGCAUUAUUCCCACAGUGGGAAAGGGUAUCAUGGAAGGAAAUUGUGUUUCACUUACUAGAAUACUUCGUUCAGCUAAAUUAAGUUUAAUACAGUUCUUCAGUAAAAUGAAGAAAUGGAUGGAUAUGUCGAACCUGCCACAAGAAUUUCGUGAACGUAUAGAAAGGUUAGAAAGAAAUUUUGAGGUAUCUACUGUUAUCUUCAAAAAGUUUGAACCAAUUUUUUUAGAUAUAUUUCAAAAUCCAUAUGAAGAGCUACCAAAGUUACCACGAAGCAGGAAGCAGAGGAGGAUUCCUUGCAGUGUUAAGGAUCUCUUUAAUUUUUGUUGGACACUCUUUGUUUAUACUAAAGGUAAUUUUCGUAUGAUUGGAGAUGAUUUAGUAAACUCUUACCAUUUACUUCUGUGCUGCUUGGAUCUGAUUUUUGCCAAUGCUGUUACAUGUCCAAACAGACGAGACUUGCUAAAUCCAUCCUUUAAAGGUUUACCAUCAGAUUUCCAGACAGCUGACUUUAGGACUUUAGAAGAACCACCCUGCAUCAUUGCUGUGCUCUGUGAGCUGCAUGAUGGACUUCUCGUAGAAGCAAAAGGAAUAAAAGAGCACUACUUUAAGCCGUAUAUUUCAAAGCUCUUUGACAGGAAGAUCUUAAGAGGAGAAUGCCUUCUGGACCUUUCCAGUUUUACUGAUAAUAGCAAAGCAGUGAAUAAGGAAUACGAAGAGUAUGUUUUAACUGUUGGUGAUUUUGAUGAGAGGAUCUUUUUGGGAGCAGAUGCAGAAGAGGAAAUUGGAACUCCUCAGAAGUCCACUUGUGACACUCCAGUUGGAAAAGUGACAACACAGGUUAAUGUGGAGUAUAACCUUCAACAGCACUUUGCAAAAAAAACAUCAUUUGCUCCUUCUACCCCACUGACAGGACGCCGAUAUUUACAAGAAAAAGAAGCAGCCAUUACUCCUGUUGCUUCAGCCACACAAAGUGUGAGCCGCUUGCAGAGUAUUGUGACUGGGCUGAAAAAUGUACCAAAUGAACAACUUACAACUAUUUUUGAAUCUUGUAUGCGUAAUCCUAUGGAAAAUAUCAUGAAAAUAGUGAAAGGAAUAGGAGAGACUUUCUGCCAGCACUAUACUAAAUCAACAGAUGAGCAGCCCGGAUCUCACAUAGAUUUUGCUGUUAACCGAUUAAAACUUGCAGAAAUUCUGUAUUAUAAAAUAUUAGAGACUGUAAUGGUUCAGGAAACACGACGACUUCAUGGAAUGGACAUGUCAGUCCUUUUAGAGCAAGAUAUAUUUCAUCAUUCCUUGAUGGCCUGUUGUUUGGAAAUUGUACUCUUUGCCUAUAGCUCACCUCGUACUUUUCCUUGGAUUAUUGAAGUUCUCAAUUUGCAACCAUUCUAUUUUUAUAAGGUUAUUGAAGUGGUGAUCCGCUCAGAGGAGGGACUCUCCAGGGACAUGGUAAAGCACUUAAACAACAUUGAAGAGCAGAUUUUGGAGAGUUUAGCAUGGAGUCACAAUUCUGUGCUGUGGGAGGCACUUCAAGCUUCUGCAGACAAAGUUCCUACUUGUGAAGAAGUUAUAUUUCCAAAUAACUUUGAAACAGGCAGUGGGGGAAAUUUACAAGGACAUCUUCCCAUGAUGCCAGUGUCUCCUCUAAUGCAUCCAAGGGUCAAAGAAGUUCGGACUGACAGUGGGAAUAUUCGAAGGGAUAUGCAACCACUGUCUCCAAUUUCUGUCCAUGAACGCUACAGUUCUCCUACUGCAGGAAGUGCUAAGAGAAGACUUUUUGAGGAAGAUGCCCCCAAAGAGAUGUUUAUGGAUAAGGUCAUAACAGAAGGAACAAAACUGAAAAUUGCUCCUUCUUCAAGCAUUACUGCUGAAAAUUUAUCUAUUUCACCUGGACAAAGUCUGCUGACAAUGACCACAGCCAUAGUUGCAGGGACAACAGGACAUAAAGUUACAAUCCCAUUGCAUGGUGUUGCAAAUGAUGCAGGAGAGAUCACACUGAUACCAGUUUCCAUGAAUGCAACUCAGGAAUUGAAAGUUGAGAGUCCAGUGUCACUUACAGCUCAGUCAUUAAUUGGUACUUCUCCAAAACAGACCCAUCUAACUCAAGCACAAGAGAUACAGUCUCCUGCAAUAAGCAAGCCAAAAAGAACUGGAUCUUUAGCACUGUUUUAUAGAAAGGUAUACCAUUUGGCAAGUGUACGCCUACGUGAUUUAUGUUUAAAACUGGAUGUUUCAAAUGAGUUACGAAGAAAGAUAUGGACAUGUUUUGAAUUUACUUUAGUUCACUGCCAUGAUCUAAUGAAAGACAGACAUUUGGACCAGCUCCUUCUUUGUGCCUUUUACAUAAUGGCAAAGGUGACAAAAGAAGAAAGAACUUUCCAAGAAAUAAUGAAAAGUUAUAGGAAUCAGCCCCAAGCUAAUAGUCAUGUUUAUAGAAGUGUACUGUUGAAAAGUAUCCCAAGAGAAAUUUUGACAUACAAUAAAAACAUAAAUAGUGAUUUUGAAAUGAAAGAUUGUGACUUUAAAGAUGCUACAAAAACACCUGACUGCUUCAAUAAAAGUGGACCAAUAAAAGAGGAAAGAGGUGAUCUCAUCAAAUUUUACAAUACAAUAUAUGUAGGAAGAGUGAAGUCAUUUGCAUUGAAAUAUGAUUUAUCAAAUCAGGACUAUGUGAUGGAAGCUCCACCACUCUCUCCUUUCCCGAAUAUUAAGCAGCAGCCAGGCUCCCCACGUCGCAUUUCCCAACAGCACUCCAUUUAUGUUUCCCCACACAAGCAUGGAUCAGAUCUUACACCAAGAAGUGCUCUCUUGUACAAGUUCAAUGGAAGCCCUUCUAAGAGUUUAAGAGAUAUCAACAACAUGAUAAGACAAGGUGAUCAAAGAACCAAGAAGCGAGCAAUAGCUAUUGAUGGUGAUGCAGAAUCACCUUCCAAACGUCUCUGUCAAGAAAAUGAUGAUGUUCUACUUAAGCGGCUACAGGAUGUUGUCAGUGAAAGAGCAAAUCACUAGUGUUCCUCCUUUUUCUAUGAUUAAAGCACUUUCAUAUUGUUAGAAGCAAGUUGGGGCUCUAGCCUUCAAAUGUUUCAGCCCUGGAGAUGGUCAUUAUCACUGGGUUAUAAGAAAAAUUGCACCAAAAUUAUUCCCUUUAUUUACGUUUAUCCAACAUGUACUUUACAGAUGUAUUUUGAAUUGGAUUAGAAAGGAAUGUUUUAAGUGCCUUUUGAAUAUUACACUCAUCUUAGUUUUUUUUUUUUUUUUUAGACUUUUUAAAAUAACUGUUCCUUUGGUUUGUUUGUAGAGGUAAAGAGAAGCCUUGCAACUUUUAAACUCACUUUUUCAAAUAAUCAAGUGUUUUCCUUUUCUGUGCUUCAUGAUAUGUAGGUAAAUACUUUUUCAUAAGUCUGCUUUGUUAUAUCUGUAGCCUUAAUUUAAUGCUGACUCAGAUCUGGUUCCCACAACACUUGGGCAAGAUGAUGUACCAGCCUGUUUUGAACCCACUGUGGUAGCUCCAGAUUCAAAUACUACUACCAUUCUGGGUUGUCUAGAUCCCUUCUCAUGGCCUUUCUCUUUGUGACUAUAAUCAUAUUUGAAUCUUAGGCCACCUACUUCCCCACUCCUUGCUUUCAAGGCCCUAAACUAUUCUUAGCCUUGUAUCACAACUUAGUAAAAGGGAUACUUCCUCCUUUUGUAAACUAUCAUUUUGGUUUUUUGAACCAUUAGUUAUAUAAUGUCAUGUAAUUUUUGAGACUAGUAAGUAGCUUCUCAGGUCAAUAGGCUAAAAUAUAGAUGGACUGAGAAUAAUUUUUUCAUGUUUUUUUUUCUCUUCACAGUGAUAAUGUGUGAGAUACUAUUUUUGAGGUCUUAAGACAGUCAUUUUCAAUAUCUGACUCCCUAGGAGUAGUUGAAAUCUUUUUCAUAAUCAUAUUAACAUUACUUCAUGAUUUCAGUAAUUCUUCAUGAUUACUUUAUACACAUCAGUAAAAUAGAUGCUUAUUAUGUGCCUUUCUAUGUUCUUAUUAUUAUUGCUGCACUGUAAAUUUCCCAUUAGGGUUUUAAUCACUAGGACCCCUUAAGGAUCUUUUCCAAUACUAGGGGUUCAGCUUUCCAAAGAAUCAGCUAUAUAUUGUUCACAUUUUUAAGUGUAUUUCCAGAAUUUGAAAGAAGAUGGAUAAACCAUUCUUAAUUUUGAGAAAAUGUUAUUAACUGUAUAGUUUUAAAACUGUAAACAUUAUUAUUUUAUUAUUAUCUUUACUGAUAGGAUAGAGACAGUCAGAAAUUGAGAGGGAAGGGGAGAUAGAAGCAGAGAGACACCUGCAGCCUGCCUUACCACUCACAAAGCUUUCCCUCUGCAGGUGGGGACUGGGGACUCGAACCUGGGUCCUUGUAUGUUGUAAAAUGUGUGCUCAACCAGGUGCACCACUGCCUAACCCCUACAAACCUUAUUUUUUAAUGUUCACUAUUUAGAUAAAUUUAUGUCUAACCCUGCCUAUUUUAAAUUAGUCAAAGCUUCAAUGUAAAUUAGAAUUAAUAUUGUCAGGGGAGAUGGGCAGUAGUGCACUGGGUUAAGUGCACAUAAUGUGAAGUGCAAGGACAGGCGCCAGGAUCCCAGUUUGAGCCCUAGGCUCUUCAACUGCAAGGUGGUUGCCUUGCAAGCAGUGAAGCAGGUCUGCAGGUGUCUCUUUCUCAGCCCCUGUCUUUCUCCCCUCUCAGCAGCAACAACAAUAGCAAAAGCAACAAUAAUGGAAAGAAAAGAUGCCCUCCAGGAGCAGUGGAUUUGUGGUGCAGGCACUGAGUCCUAGCAAUAACCCUGGAGGAAAAAAAAAAAGAAUAUUGUCAGGAAUUAAAUUCUUUUUUUUUGUCUUUAUUUAUUUGCUGGAUAGAGACAGUCAGAAAUUGAGAGGGAAGGGGGUGAUAGAGAGGGAGAGAGAAAGAAACACUUGAAGCCCUGCUUUACCAUUUGUGAAGCUUUCGCCCUGCAGGUGGGGACUGGGGCGCUCAAACUUAAGUCCUUGCGCACUGUAAUGUGCGCUCAACCAGAUGCACCACCAUCUGCCCCCCAGGAAUUUUAUUCUUACCUUUAAAAAGAAAAGUGAGGCAAGGACUGGUCUAAGGAUCCUGGUUCGAGCCCCUGGCUCCCCACCUGCAGGGGAGUUGCUUCAUAGGCUGUGAAGCAGGUCUGCAGGUGUCUUUCUCUUGAUCUCUCUGUCUUCCUCUCCUCUCUCCAUUUCUCUCCGUCCUAUCCAACAAUGACAUCAAUAACAACAAUAAUAAUAACUACAACAAUAAAAAAUAACAAGGGUAACAAAAGGGAAUAAGUAAAUAUUUAAGAAAAAAAGAAAAGUGAGUUUAGUUGUUUUACUUUUCUGAAAAUUAGAUCUUCCUUUUUGUGUAGUAUCUACACACAUUGUAAACCAAAUAAUAUCAAGUCUACCUUGAAUCUUUGUAUAUAUUUUUAUGUAGCUGUGUCUAUUGUGUCAUUUUUCAUCAGUGUCAUUAAAAUAAGUGUAUAUAAUGUUAAUAAAGCAUUACUACUUUGAGAUUAUUGCAA
Messenger RNA from Erinaceus europaeus (western European hedgehog), 6501 nucleotides. RefSeq names its product RB transcriptional corepressor like 1 (gene RBL1). Lineage: Eukaryota; Metazoa; Chordata; Mammalia; Eulipotyphla; Erinaceidae. Gene Ontology annotation, molecular function: RNA polymerase II transcription regulatory region sequence-specific DNA binding. Gene Ontology annotation, cellular component: transcription regulator complex; chromatin; nucleus. The transcript has 22 exons. Gene Ontology annotation, biological process: negative regulation of G1/S transition of mitotic cell cycle; cell differentiation; regulation of transcription by RNA polymerase II. The record is from RefSeq and is a predicted model, not a curated record. Bases 750 to 3962 code for a protein of 1070 amino acids.